UCAACCUCUCGCAAACAUCGGAGCACAUCGGAGAUUCUCCGAGCGAGUAUCGCAUUGUCGUCCUUCCCUCGCCCUCCUCUCAUUUUUUUUCUCUCCACUUCACAUCUCCCCCAUAUAAUAGUAUUACUCAUCCAUCUGAGGAACACAUGUGCUCAGCAUUCCUCCGAGUUGCAGACGUCGGUAGCUCAUAAGCCCCACUCAGAGAACAGCGAAUUGCGAAAUAGGGAAUAAUGUAAACGGUGGUAGCGUCGAAAGGACAUUCUCUCUGUGCCUCUGUGUUUACAAAGGUAUUGGUUUUCAUGAAGGAUCGGGGAAAGCAGCAGCUGUCCCAGUGAGAACCCGUAGUCAGGUGUAACAAUAGACGAAUUAAUCACCAAACGAGGAGUAAACAAUCGUCACACUGGAGGUUUCUAAGGGAAUUGAGGGCAAGAUGACAGGUGCAGGAGUAAUACCAUCGGUGGCCGGUGGUACAGCCACGUUACCAAUAGCCUCAGUCCCUUUACCUGGGGAAAUAAAGAAGACUUGGUUGCGUCGUGUUGCUCCAUGUCUCGCGUUCUUGGCGGCAUUUUCCACGGCGAUGGCUCUUUUGCUCAUUUGGAGUGAGGCAGCUGCACAGAGGAGACAAGCGUUCGAUGCUAACAUGACGAGAGAUUACGUAUUCGGUGUUUCAAUGGAUAAUCCCCAGCUAGUAACAUACAUUCGAGAGGUGCAUUUCAAGAAGCCAACGAACCAGGAGCUCCACAAUAUAACUGAAACACCCGAGGAGAAAUUCCUGGUGAAUUUCUUCAAGGGUAAGCGUGAUGGAGUUUAUCUGGAAUACAUAAAUCACGCCGGUGCUAUCUCGACGAGCUCCUGGUUGGAGGCCCAUUACGGAUGGCGUGGAUUACUCGUACUUACCGACUUUAGAUCGUUCUUCGAAGCGCGCAAGAGCUUCAGGAAUCCAAGGACGCGCGCUGUCCAUGCCUGUUUGAGCACCGACAAAGACACCAAAGAGAUUACGUAUCACCAAGAGUCAGAGGUGCGAGUUACCAAGCUGAGCGAAGGUCCAAAUAGUUUGAUAUUCUCUGAUGAGGGUCUCCCAACGAUGAGGCUCAAGUGCUUCCCACUUUACAGUCUACUUCUUGCUUACAAUCAAACAGCCAUUGAUUACUUCAGUCUGGAUAGCAUUGACUCUUCCGAUAGUCAGGUGCUUGACACAAUUCCCUGGGAUAUCAUACGAAUAUCAGUUCUCUCGAUUCGAACUAGUAAUCAUCAAAGUGAGGCCGAUGUAAGAUCACUCAUCGCUAAAUUAUCAGCCAGGCGAUACAAGCUCGUUAACACGACUGACACUGGUAAAUUGAUAUUUACAUACUCGAGAUUACUCAAAAUAUAGAAAUCAAAAAAGGAAUUAUAAUUGAAGAUUAUGCCAGUGUAGGUAUUAGUGAGAUAUUGAAAAUCGCGUCCAAACCCAGCGAAUCUCCCAAUCGAUUAAUCAUACGAACAAUUAUACAUAUUUUCUUUUUAUCAUGACGAAAAAAAAAUCGUAGGCAUUUAUUUUAUACGAUCAAAGAAAUAAUCGUGCAGCUGUAAUUAGUUUAAUUCAUUUUAUUGGACCACUGCCAAGACAUUUUUGUUUUUAGUCCAUUUCCAUGUCACAAUGUGUUUUCUACAAUUAUUUAAGUCAUCUUUUUCUACCAGUUUUUUUGUGCUUAAACUUGUUGUAAGGGAAGAGAUUGAUGCGCGAGUAUUACCACUAGAAUGAUCAUGUUUUCAUAUCGAGUAUGUAAGGGCCUUAUUAGCGAAUAAGAUAGUUUGAUUUAAUGAGUGAUUCCCAGGGAGAAAACCAGAAGGAAUUUGAGGGCUCACACGAAUUAAUGAAAAAUAAGACUGGACUUUCAUGUCCAAUGGGAAAUGAUUAACUCCUAGUGAUUAUUUCUCCUCUGUUAAAAUUCUUUUUCUUUUUUAUAAGAUAAAAAUAAAGAAUACA
Molecule: messenger RNA, 1966 nt
Organism: Diachasma alloeum
Lineage: Eukaryota; Metazoa; Arthropoda; Insecta; Hymenoptera; Braconidae
Product: protein Star
Exons: 6
Coding region: 431-1372 (313 amino acids)
Source: RefSeq, a predicted model, not a curated record